AUGAAUCUUGUUCUCUGUCCUAUAAACUUGUUCCUCCAGUAUGGCAUUGCUAGCCUGCGUAUGGGCGCCGGGAUAUCAUUCUCAAAAUCGUCCCUAUCCGUCUGCGUAGCCACGAUGGGAUCCCGCCGCUGGACGGCAUCCUCGAAAAUGACGAGCGAGAUCCUCGCUUGCUUCCCAGAAAUUCGUUUCAAAACCGAAUCGUUGAACUUUCCCUGCUCCUUACUUUCAAACAAACUCACCACUCUAGGCACGAAAACAGCCUCGGAAGCCCCGAAUAACGUCACAGCAUUCUCCCGCAGUUUUCGCACUUGGUCCGUGAUCCCUCUUAACUCCCUCUUGCACCGCGUCGGGUUUGCUUGCACCCACCUCUGCACAGCUGUCGUCAGCCCUUUCGCGUCUUGCUGCAACAAUUCCCUCUCUUCUGCGACAAGUUUGAUAUGUCUUUGCAAGGUGGGGUCGAGUGGCAUUUUCCUGCUGAGCCAUGGCACGAAUAACGAGCGCUCGACAAAGUUAUGUAGUUUCCAGUUGUCUUCAAGUAUGUAG
Chondrus crispus (carragheen) is the source of this 543-nucleotide messenger RNA. RefSeq lists its product as hypothetical. The transcript has a single exon. The record is from RefSeq and is a predicted model, not a curated record. NCBI's taxonomy places the organism in Eukaryota, Rhodophyta, Florideophyceae, Gigartinales, Gigartinaceae. Bases 1 to 543 code for a protein of 180 amino acids.